AAAGGGGAAAUGUUUGAUGGAUUGUGAAGUUCAUCCAUGCUUUCCCUUCCCUUCGCGUGGCGUUAUUGAACAUAUAAGGGACGUAAUUUAAUUCCGUUUAAUUUACUUUGUGACAUUUAACGCCGCUCGUCAGGGAGACGCGGAAGUAGAUGACAGCAUGUGAACGGGCAGCGGUCGGUCGGUCGAGGUUCUGUCAGCAGUGCGGUAGAGAGAGAGAGAGAGAGACAGAGAGAAAGAGAGAGAGAGGGAUGGGGCAGAGACAAAUAUGCCAUCAAACUGACUCACAAGGGACUGAAAUGAUGCAGAGAUAACGUCGCCAAAUAAAGUCUGAAGAUCGAGCGUUCAACACAAAAACAGACACAAAGCACGCGUGAUCGGAUAGACCGGCGAGCAAACGUAAAAAAGCGCUGACAUUGAUCAAACCAGCUGUCAGAAUCACCCCGAUACACACCGAGGAUCUCUCACAGCUCGAUUUUAUCCAACCAAGUGAAACUUUUUUACACAUUAACUGAAGUGUCAUUGGCUUGAACCGAAAGCAGUCCGCUGAAAAACGCAGAACAAAAGACACGCGACCAAGUUGUUACUCUCUAUACCCACAGUUUCCUGUAACUGCAAAUCGAAGUUGGAGGUGGAACAUUUAAUGCAAAAACAACCACACCCCCUCUUCCCUGCCUUCAAGCCCCUCUUACUGCGUCGUCAUGGCGAUGAGCAGCGAUCCUGGUUGCGUGGGGUUGGACCAUGACCCAGAUUCCUCCCAUACCACUGAGAUGACAACUAAGAUGUCCGCUGUCUCCUUAAGGUCUGAUCCCUCCUCCAAUGGGGUAAAGAAUGGCACAGGUCUUAAGAAAGCUCCUCCCCGUAGGCCACACCUGUCAGGCAGGAAGAUGUCUUUACAGGAAAGAGGGACGUACCUGUCAUCUGGGGGCGGGGCACGAAUGGCCCGACAGAAAACAAUUGAGUCCAAACGUGUGUCCAUCUCAGACUCGCAGGACUGCAUCCAAUUAAACCAGUACAAGUUAAAGACUGAGAUUGGAAAGGGCUCCUAUGGUGUCGUCAAGUUGGCAUACAACGAGGAUGAUGACAGAUAUUAUGCAAUGAAGGUUGUGUCUAAGAAGAAGCUGAUGAAACAGUACGGUUUUCCACGUCGGCCUCCACCACGCGGUCCUAAAGCAGCCCAGGGAGAUCAGCCUAAAGUGCUUGGUCCUCUGGAGAGAGUUUACCAAGAGAUAGCCAUCCUGAAAAAACUGGAUCACCUCAAUAUUGUGAAACUGGUUGAGGUGCUGGAUGAUCCAGCGGAGGACAAUCUUCAUAUGGUGUUUGAGUUGAUGCAGAAGGGCCCUGUAAUGGAGGUCCCAACCGACAGCCCCUUCAGUGAGGACCAGGCCCGUCAUUACUUCAGAGACAUCGUUCUAGGCAUUGAAUACUUGCACUACCAGAAGAUCGUCCACAGGGACAUCAAACCAUCAAAUUUGUUACUUGGAGAUGACGGGCAUGUCAAGAUUGCUGAUUUUGGGGUCAGUAACCAGUUUGAGGGCAGUGACGCGUUACUCUCCAGCACUGCUGGCACUCCUGCUUUCAUGGCACCAGAGACAUUGUCAGACAACCGCAAGAGCUUUAGCGGAAAGGCACUAGAUGUGUGGGCUAUGGGAGUGACCCUCUACUGUUUUGUAUAUGGCAAGUGCCCAUUUAUUGAUGAGUACAUACUGGCACUUCACAAUAAGAUCAAGAGCAAGUCAGUGGAUUUUCCCGAGAUGCCAGUUGUAAGCGAGGGGCUGAAGGACCUGAUCGUACGAAUGCUGGACAAAAACCCAGACACCAGGAUCACCAUCCCUGAGAUCAAAGUGGACCCCUGGGUAACUCAGGAUGGUGCAGAUAAAUUACCUUUAGAAGAAGAGCACUGCACUGUGGUGGAAGUCACUGAAGAAGAGGUGCAGAACUCGGUGAAGUUUGUCCCCAGCCUGUCUGCUGUGAUAUUGGUCAAAGCCAUGUUAAGGAAGCGUUCCUUUGGGAAUCCCUUUGAGUGUCCAAGCAGGAGAGAGGAGAGAUCCAUGUCUGCACCGGGCAGUUUGCUCAUGGACUCUUGGCCGUUUCGUCCCUCUUUUAAACUCCAGCCCUCAUUAAGAAAAGGGAGCAGUGGAGAGGCUGGUAGAGAAGUCGAGCUGGAAGACCUGGACGAGGAUGAGCCGCCCACCUAACUCUGAAGCUUUCCUCAUUGUCUGCACGUCUCCAUUCAGACAUUUCCAACCCCUUGAGCAGAUCCAUGACCACACCCCUGCACCUGGAUUAUUCGAUUGAACGUCAUCGUUCUUCAGUUUCACAUGAAUCAAGUUCACCAUAGUAACAGUCCUGGUCUAUUUUUAGUCCAUCUUCUCUUUAUCUUGUUUUUUCGAUCUUACCUGUGACCUGUCACCUAAUGCUAAAUACAGCAUGCAAAUUUUGGAAAUGAUCUACACCUAACCAGGCUUAUUUGAAGGCAGACCUUAAAGUACCAGUGAUGCUACAAGCUCAAGUGAACACACAGCAUGGACGAAUGAUGAUGAAACUAACUUCACCUUAUAAAGCUAAAAUCAUUGAUGGCAUUGACACAAUAUGUCGCCAUAAUAAUGUUGUACAUGUGUAUAAAAUAAUAGCUGUGGAGUCUUGCCUUUUUGCACUUUGUAAAUGUUCACAUGCAAUUCUUAACCCAAUCCAUCAGAGCAUAGCGUGAAAUAUGACCUCAAUUAUGGUGGGUUUCUCAUGUCCGUCAGACAUUAUUUAUACAAACCUGCACACACACACACACGGUGUAGAAGUGUGAUUCAAAGGGCCUUACUGUAUGUAUCUACUAAACACUAAUACUAAUAAGGUCUCUUUGACAAAAAUGCAAUUCUAUCCAAAACAGGGCUUAUUUUCCAUGUUUGUGAAUGUCGCAGAUCCCGCGUCGAGAUUGCACUGGAUGCAGGGCUUUCGUGUCACUGUGUUUGUUUUUCGGAAUAGAUUUGGAACAGAAUGUGUCAUUGUUUACCGAGUCUACGCAUUCCAAAAGGCCUAUUUGUCAGUCAGCAUUGGAAAACAGGAACGCACACAGACGCAAACACACAGCACAGCAUCGAAACAAGCGUUUGUUGAUGUGAAAAGAGAGAGAGUCAGUUUCACUCAAAACAGACAAGCCAAUUGAGGGUAGGAUCUGAAUACAAUGUUUAGCGCUGGAACGAAAGUGAACUGCCAUUCAGUGUCAACACCGUCCCUCACGGCACAGAUUAACUUGGUCCACAACAGUACGCCUUGUUUACAUCUGCCUGGCGGAGACAUGUUUUAGAAAAUAAUGGAAGGGCGUCGUAACAGCACAUUUUAUCAAAUGCAUGAGGGCUUAUAUUAAUAAGAUUUUGGGAACAUUUUACAAUAAGGUUGUAUUUGUUAACAUUAAUAAAUGCAUUAGCUAACAUGAGCUAGCUAAUAGUUUAUUAGCAUUUAUUUUGUUAAUGCCAGUACAAUUGUUAAUGUCAGUUCAAAUGGCUAAUGUUACAACUUUUUAUUUUAAUAAUGUAUUAAAAUUAAUGUUAAUAAACUAAUGUUUAUAAAUACAACCUUAGUGUUACAAAGAUUCGUAUUAGUUUAUUUGCAAAAUAGGCUUAUAGAGUUUAAAUGGAUUUUACAAGAAUGAAAUUAUUUGAUACAUAAUUAGGUCAACAUUAUUUCCCUUUAAAUGAAUAAUGUGAGUGCUUACAAGAAACCGUGUACAGAUGUCACUCAUUUUUUUCAUAUAUGAAGGUGAAUUGACAAUUUACAGUGACCCACUUUCAUAUAUUCUCACUAAUAUCCUGUACAGAUGGUGGUCCAUUUUUCUGACUCCCACACACAGCUCUGUGUCAGUCUUUCUCUUUUAUGCACUCACUUUUUGUCGAUCGCAUUUUCUCCUAAAACCGAAUUACCCAGGAAACAUCUUUUUUUUGUGCCAAAUAAGUGGUCUUUUAUGAUCUGCUGGUAUGAUGUAUUUGAUUCAAUGAUUUUGUCUUUUAGCUUCUGUAUGUGGUACUCAGGUUCUGGACAUUUCUAUUCUUGGAAUACAGAAAGGAUGGAGUAGCAUUUUCUGUUUUCGGGGGCUUCGAGAUGUUUGUGUUUUCAAAUUCAUCUAAUCAUUCCCUGAUUGUUUGUGAGUUUACCUUCGCAUACGUCCAAUUGUUUGUGUGUGUAAAAUGUACAGUACUCCUGUGAAUCUUUAUGUAUGCUAUGCACCUGUUUGUGUCUUGAUGUAUGGCAUGUCUCUUAAUAACCUGCUAGAGUUAGCUUUUACAAACCUGUCUACGGGUUUGUUUUACCUUUUGAUAGACGUAUGGGAAAAACUUUAUCUCUAAAACCUCUUAAAAUGUAUCCUGCAGGACUUUUUGUAUAAGCUAAACAUAUGCAGCGGUCUGUAUUGCAUACCUCUGUGUGAGCAAUUGACUAAAGUGCUAAGGCUUUAAUUCCUAUAACGGGUUACAGCUCAUGUGCAAUAGAAAGCAGACUUGAUCGUCCAUUUACAGUACAGUUUCACCGACGUGUGAUGAAUUUCUGAAGGAAGGAUGAGAACAAUGGCUAUUUUGAACUUUGUAGCUCCAAAUUCCUCUUGGUAUGAAGCCUAUAAAUAGUUUUUUAUUCAAAAGUUGAGGGAUGUUAAGAAACAUUACAACAUGCAUCAGAAUUGAUUGUUGUAUAUAAAACACUCAUGUACCCGCACUUUGAUCUGUUCGGUUAUUUGUGUCAGAGUGCCUGAUAUUGCUGGUUAUUUACUGUAUAAAGAUCUGCUGCAUUGAUCUGAAUGUAACUUUUAAAAUCCUAAAAAAAAUAAUUGAGCAAAAACAGCAUGGCCCAAGAAAGCACUGAAUGCAACUCUUAAUGUAAAUAUGUAACAAAUCAUAUGAAGAUGCUAUUUUUUGCAUGCUUUUUGUACACGGACAUACUCAAAAACAAAUAAAGAUAUCACAAGUGAUGGUGA
Molecule: messenger RNA, 4954 nt
Organism: Paramisgurnus dabryanus
Lineage: Eukaryota; Metazoa; Chordata; Actinopteri; Cypriniformes; Cobitidae
Source: RefSeq, a predicted model, not a curated record